Messenger RNA from Xiphophorus maculatus (southern platyfish), 4456 nucleotides. RefSeq names its product 6-phosphofructo-2-kinase/fructose-2,6-bisphosphatase-like. The transcript has 14 exons. Gene Ontology annotation, molecular function: 6-phosphofructo-2-kinase activity; fructose-2,6-bisphosphate 2-phosphatase activity; ATP binding. Lineage: Eukaryota; Metazoa; Chordata; Actinopteri; Cyprinodontiformes; Poeciliidae. Gene Ontology annotation, biological process: fructose metabolic process; fructose 2,6-bisphosphate metabolic process. The record is from RefSeq and is a predicted model, not a curated record. Bases 208 to 1554 code for a protein of 448 amino acids. Gene Ontology annotation, cellular component: 6-phosphofructo-2-kinase/fructose-2,6-biphosphatase complex; cytosol.
UGAAGUCUGGAGGUUUCAGUCUGGAAGCACCGCAGGAGGAGGAGGAUAUUCCGGUAGGAUAGUCAAUCAUCGGCCGGGUCGCUGCUUCCGUGGCCGUGGAGUGGGCGGGCCCACGGCCAGCGUUCAUGCUUGGUGCACACAUGGUGUCAUAACUGACGGCGCUCCGUGUUCCGAGGCUCCGCAGGACGGAACCGAGACCCGGGAAGGAUGCUCCGCUUCCAGCGUCCGCACGCUUCGGUUCCCCAGUUCACCAAUUCCCCGACCAUGAUAGUGAUGGUCGGCCUGCCGGCUCGGGGCAAAACCUACAUCUCCAAGAAGCUGACCAGGUACCUGAACUGGAUCGGGGUGUCGACCAAAGUGUUUAAUGUUGGGCAGUACAGAAGAGAAGCAACCCGCUCCUACAACAGCUACGAGUUUUUUAAACCCGACAACGCAGAAGCCAUGAAGAUACGCAACGCCUGUGUGAACACGGCCCUGCAGGAUGUGUGUGACUACCUGACCAGAGACCAAGGUCAGGUCGCGGUUUUCGAUGCCACCAACACGACGCCGGAGCGCAGAGAGGUCAUCCUCAACUUCAGCAAAGAAAAUGGUUACAAAGUUUUCUUUGUGGAGUCGAUAUGCGACGAUCCCGAAAUCAUUGCUGAAAAUAUUAAACAAGUGAAGCUUUCGAGUCCCGACUACGUAGACUGUGACAAAGAAGAAGCUGUUGCAGAUUUCCUGAAGAGGAUCGAGUGUUACAAGAUGACCUACGUUCCCCUGGACGACAGCAAAGACCGGAGUUUAUCGUACAUUAAAAUCUUCAACGUGGGCAGCCGGUACCUGGUGAACCGGGUCCAGGACCACAUUCAGAGCCGGAUCGUCUACUACCUCAUGAACAUCCACGUCGCGCCCAGAUCCAUCUACCUGUCCCGGCACGGCGAGAGCGAGCUCAACCUGGUGGGGCGCAUCGGGGGAGACUCCGGCCUGUCCCACCGGGGGGCAAAGUUUGCCGCCGCGCUGGGCGCCUACAUGCGCGGGCAGAGCAUCAGGGACCUGAAGGUUUGGACGAACCACAUGAAGAGAACCAUCCAGACCGCCGAGGCGCUGCAGGUCCAGUAUGAGCAGUGGAAGGCCCUCAACGAGAUCGACGCUGGAGUUUGUGAGGAAAUGACUUAUGAGGAGAUUCAGGAGCAUUACCCAGAGGAGUUCGCUCUGAGGGAUCAGGACAAAUAUCGGUACCGGUACCCCAAAGGAGAGUCGUACGAGGACCUGGUCCAGCGUCUGGAGCCCGUCAUCAUGGAGCUGGAGAGGCAGGAGAACGUCCUGGUCAUCUGUCACCAGGCGGUUAUGAGAUGUCUGCUGGCCUACUUCCUGGACAAGAGUGCAAGCGAGCUGCCCUACCUGAAGUGUCCUCUGCACACCGUCCUGAAGCUCACGCCGGUCGCCUACGGGUGUAAAGUUGAGUCGGUGUUUCUCAACAUUGAAGCCGUGAACACACACAGAGACCGGCCGGAGAAUGUGGAUGUGGACAGAGACCCGGAGGAGGCGCUGGAGACGGUACCUGAACACAUCUAGAGGACGCCUCAGCUCAACGUCCGUCACGUCCAGAGGAGAAGUCUUAUUUUAAUUUAUGUAAUCCUUGUUUUUAGAAAACUGAGAGCUUACAGAUAAUGAACGUUUUUUCAACAGCAUCUUAAUUCCACUGUUAGUGCACUUUAUCUAGAAGGGUCCAGGUUGAAAACAACUGCUAAAAAGUGAAGAACUGAAAACGACCUUCAGGACUGUUCACCAGUCAUUAAUCUGUUUCACACUGCAUCACUUCAUCCUGUGCUGUUCCUUCAACUCUUGUAAUUUCAGCAAUAAUAGAGGAGAUGCCGUGCCGCCAUGUUUUAGUGGUAGUUUUAGAUUUCAAAAGUGAUGUUCAUUGAUUUACGCAAAGGGCUUCAUUCCCUCAUCUGCACAUUAUUCAGCUCAGCAGAGACAUUAACAAACCGUAUUCACAGUAUAGAACAAAACAAAGUCACCACCUGAAUUUAAGUUCAGCUACCAUCACAUUUCCAAGAACUUUGUAACUGACAGCCAUGUUGGUAGGCAGUUGCUAUGACAACAGUAAACAAGCCACAAGCUUAGAACUAGUUCUUGAGUUCCUAUCUGCAACAAUAUAAGUACAUUGCAACUAUUAUUUGAUUAAUUACAGUUUUUGAGUACUCUACCCAUCUCUACGUGAUACUGAGAUAAAUAUAAGCGAUAUUUACUGUAGUACUAGCUAAAUUAGCUGAGCUAAUGUAGCUUAUCUGCUAGCUAAGACACUAAAAUAUUUUAUUCUGUUUACUAGGGUGUCAGCGCAUCCUAUAAUGUCUUCAGUUCAUUAAAACAUGUACGGUAAGUUGGUCCUAAGUACAUUUAUCACAGGUCUUACAAUUUGUCGUGGCAGAGCUAUUUAACAAAAUAUGUUUGAGUCGCGCGCACAUCAUUGCGGUUUAGGCUACCACUAGCUAGCUGCUAACAGACCCUUGCUAGCCACCCAUCGAAGCUGGAAAGUCCAGAAAUGUCCAGAAGUAAACAUUUUCGAUUUUUCAAACUCAGAAAUUAAAUUUUUUCUAUAAGAUUUCUGAGAUGAAUCUAAAAAUGUCUAAGUUGUUUUUUGGGGGGGUAUUUUCGGCUAAAAUAUAAUAGUUUGUUUUAUUUACAAAGGCCCUGAAGCGCCGCUGAAGGACCAAUUAUCUGACGUCACGGCGGAGUCUCUCAGCUGGAAGCUUUAAACUUUCCGUCCACAUUCCUAAAACCUUCAUGUGUUGACAUUCAGUUACACAUAAAAUAUCCAGAUCAUAAACAAUUUGUUAUAACCUUCGCUCAGUUUUAGCUCAAGAUAAGACGUUCGUUUUUAAGGACACCAGGUCUACAGUAGCCCAGAAGGGACAAAUCAUUCUGUUUGUUUACGCUGUGCCUUUAAAAACUAUUAAUUUCCUGAUUCAUAAUAUUAUGAGCCGGAAGAAGGAUGUCUAUGAAGGUUCUCAAAGGCAUCAAAAAUGCAAAUAAUACCGCGCAUAAGUAUUCUCAUCAUGUUCAGUACAGCCAUGCGCCGCUAGAUGGCGUCGCAGCCUCAUUUUUCUACACUGAGGGUUUUUUAGCUGUUAAAUUAUCUGAAUCCAGUGGAAAUGUGGGCCUCUGCCUGUUUUAACACCAUCCAACAUUCCUUCUGUUUACCAAACCCUCAGGCCCAUCUGCCACCACCGUGCUUCACAUGGUACCUCCAUUCAUUAUUUACAUUUUUUAUACAAACUCUUGUGAAGAAUUCCUGUGGGAAUUAACUGUAUCUGUGAUGAUAUAUGAUUUUUUUAAUAGCUGAGUACUGUUUGAACAAUAUGAGCCAUGUUACUUUUGAUUUUUACUUUUUCAAGCUCUCAUCCUUUACUAAUCAUGUAAAAUGUGAAAUGGAGGAUGAGGUCGACAAUCUGCAUUUUUUCCACCUUAAAAAGAAAUUCUGACUUUUUAUCUCAUAAUUAUUGCUUUGAAAGCCAAAAUUAUGAUAACUAUGACAGUGUUUCUCUUUGAUCUGACAACGCGUUUAGGGUGCUGUUUCUAAAGUUACACAGUAAAACAAUUAACAGCAAUAAUUUUCUGUGUUUAGCUUCUGUGGAUGUUUUCCAAAGUCAUAUUUUCACCAAGUUAUUCCUACAGUUAUAAAUGUCAGACUUCCAAACUACAUAUUUAAUUCACAAGCUCCAAAUUCAAUAUAUUUUGCUAACUAAAUUAAUUUCCAAACUAAACAUUUAUUUGAAUAUUAAAUAUUUAUUUGUCAAACUAAAUUUUUAGUAAGCAAGCUUUGUAUUUAACUUGCUUACCAAAUACUUAGUAACCUGAGUGUUUAUUUUGCUAACUAAGUAGCUAGCUAAGUAGCUAACUGCAUAUGUAUUUGGUUUGCUUGCUAAAUAUUUAUAUUGAACUCAGACUGAAACAUUUAGUUCAGAACAAAAUGUUUUGCUUCCUAAACAUUUUUAGGAAGCUUCCUAUUUAAUUUCAUAGCUAAAUAUUUAGUUGGGGAAAAAUAAAUAUUUAUUUUGGGACUCUAACAUUUAUUAAGGUAGGAAUAAAAUGAAUAUAUGAAAAAUAAACACCCAGAUGAAAGGCUAAAUAAAACUAUAGCUGUAAAUUUUCACAGUAACUUUACAAACAGCAUCCAUUUGCAUAAACUGUUUCCUAAUUUACUGGAAAUCUGUUUUGUUGCACAAGUGCACUUUUAAAACCGUUUUAGACGGUUGCAAAGCUGCCGCAGCAUUCAUGUAAACUGAAAGUUAAUCUGUGUGGUUUCCAGAUUAACCAGAACCAUCUCGGACCAUCUCUGUCACUGUAAUUCUUUUUAAUCCAGGUCUUUAAAAAUGAAACAUUGUGAAACAUUAAGUGUAUUUGUUGUGUAAUCUGUGUUGUAACCGUCUGGUUAAAAUCAGGUGCCUGAAUAAACAUCAUCUCUGAACUA